Nothobranchius furzeri (turquoise killifish) is the source of this 2450-nucleotide messenger RNA. RefSeq names its product homeobox expressed in ES cells 1-like. Gene Ontology annotation, molecular function: RNA polymerase II cis-regulatory region sequence-specific DNA binding; DNA-binding transcription repressor activity, RNA polymerase II-specific. Gene Ontology annotation, cellular component: nucleus. Gene Ontology annotation, biological process: pituitary gland development; forebrain development; regulation of transcription by RNA polymerase II. The record is from RefSeq and is a predicted model, not a curated record. Lineage: Eukaryota; Metazoa; Chordata; Actinopteri; Cyprinodontiformes; Nothobranchiidae.
UCCAUAUAAUUUGGUGGUUUUUUGGUGACUUGUACCAUUUUGUUUGUUUUAAUGUAGGUUUUGUGUUAGAUUUAAGUAAACAAGUAAAAAUUACUUGUAUAAAGGGGUAGGGAUAUAUAAGUUUCCACUUCAGCCUACUCCUUUUCAAACACAGAAGGGAUGAUAUGUAUUUUUUCUGUUUGUGGUACUUUUUAAAAAAUUAUGUAUGUUUUCUUUGUUUGAAAUAAACUAAACUAAACUAAAAAAAACCUAAAAAAACAAAUGCAAAAGUCAACACUAUUAUUGCUUUUCGAUGAUGAGUUCAAAAAUAGGUGUCUUGUUUUCUCAAAAUGGUUUAAUGACACAUUUCUUAACUCUACAUAAAUAAAAUGGAUGCCUAGCAGGUAAACACUGAAGCUCAGCAAUCAAACUGACAGAAAAUUGAUCAUUUAUUUAUUUAAAAUACCAAAUGGUAAAACAACAUGAUGAUUUACCAGCGUUUUUUCUCCCUUCAGCCUUCUUUUCUCUAAUGACUUCCUCCAGCUGGAUCCUGGAGUCAGAGUUUAAAAGGACUCCUCUUCGUGGCGUCGUCAGCUCCAUCCACAGAGAGAUAAAUUAGCAAGUGUGCUGUUGAUUUAAAGCUGCCGUAGACUUUUAUUAGGAACUAAUCUGGUCCUGAAAAGCUUUUCCUCCCUGCUGCUUUAAACUGCAUCCAGGUGCUAUGAGCUUCAUCUGCAUCACAACACAUACAGAUUAGGCUAAUAGCAUUAGUAGAUCUCAUGGGCCCUUAUUAUUGCCUUCAUUAUCAUCGUUAUUAGUUUAAAUUCUGCAGUAACCGGAGGGCGGGUGUAUUUUUAGAGUGGAAACUAAACUAGAUUUUCUACUUUAGUAAUUCAGAAGAAAAGGAAGUUUCUGCUUUGUGUUUGUGUCAAACACACACCUGCAGGAUGUGCCAUGUGGGAAAACGCACAGAUGCAUUUAUGACAAUUUAAGAUGGGCUGUUUUUUCUGCUCUGCUUGUAUUAAUUCUGAAAAGUUGGGUUUGUGAAAGCAGAACUUAAAAUAAGCUGUCUUUCAGCAGAACACCCAAUUAGCAGAGAUUAGCUGUUGUAUGGAGCAUCAGGGAAUCUCAUUCAAAUGGGAAAAAGACUUCUUGGUUCUAAUUGGUGGCUGGUGUAAAUUCUCUACGCCCAUGAAAACCAGCAGACACUAGUUUGUCAUCCUACUGGUUCAUAUGCCUGAACCUCUUCCAGAUUUCCUCAGUUGUCGUCAGCGUGGAGAGUUCAUAGGUCCCAUUAUCAACGGAGGCAGAUUUAGAUCUGGUUUUCUCACCAUGAAGCCAAACUAGUUCUGUCUCACCGCAUCAGAGUAACUUUUACUUCCUGUUGGAUGAUCGUGGACCUGAUCAACAGUUAUGGAAUCCUCCGUGCCUCCUGGGAAACUGAGCCAGCCAGCAUUUUACAUCGAUCGGAUUCUGAGUUUGGAUCUGGAAAAACCUGAAAGGAGCCUGAAACUUCAUCGACCUUGGGCAGAUGGUGGAGUAGGGAGGAAGAGAGGAAACAGUUUUUGCUUUAAACAGCAUCAAGAUGAACAACAGAACCCACCCAGAACCACAUCAAGCUGGUACAUGGGACGGCGUCCUCGCACGGCCUUCAGCAACAGCCAGGUGAACGCUCUGGAGACGGUGUUCCAGGUGAACUGCUACCCAGGAAUCGAGCUGAGGGAGCAGCUGGCAGAAAAACUGGACCUGGAUGAGGACAGAGUCCAGAUCUGGUUUCAGAACCGUCGGGCUAAACUGAGACGUUCUCUCCGAGAGACCCGACUGCAGCUGGUUCAGACUGCUGUGACUGACCUGUGGGUGCAGCCAGAGGUCAUAGGUCACCUGAGGACCUUUAAGCAGAAAGGUGGAGAUGAUGAGCUCACCCAUGAGCAUGCCUCUCAUCACCAGAUUAAAGUGGAGGAAGAGGAGGAGUGAUGUAGAUGAAGGUCUGAUUUCAAAACAAAUCAAGGUGGAAAACGAAUGUUAAAUAAAGGCAAAGUGUUCUAAUGAGCCACCUAGACUUUAUGUGUCAUUUCAAAUCUCUGUGUGUGAGUAGAUUUUUAUAUUUUGAGCUGUUUCAGAUUUGAAUAAAACUAUUUAGGGUAUUACAGCUUGGGUCUGCUUUUGUGUGUCUUCAUUCAUAAAAUGUCACUUCACUUGUUUAAAGCUUAGACAUUUUCAAAGUUCAUCAAAUGAUGAAUGCAAUUAUCAAAUAUGUAUUGAUGAAGGUGAGUUUGUAUUUUUUUAUGUUUUCUUAAAAUAUAGCUUGCAGAAAUGGUACUGCAUCAAUAUAUUACAUAUGCACACACUUAGCAUUAGAAUUCUGAUAUAAUCUUCAUUUCAUUUUUGUAUUAGUGAUCAUAAAAAAUUUCUGCAGGGAUUGUAUAGAAAUCCACAGGCAUCAGAAUAAAUAACAUAAUCUCUUUGCAAAA